AUGCUGACUUCGUCUCGAUUUCCGGUCCGACCCCGAGAGUGCUGGACGACUCGACCGACCUUUUCCUGGCCGUGGCGCCGGCGCAGUGCCCGCUGGAAAGUGCUGGACGACUCGACCGACCUUUUCCUGGCCGUGGCGCCGGCGCAGUGCCCGCCGCCCUACUUGUGUCGGUUCAGCGAGGGGCUCGAGCGCGGGCGCCGGCUAGGCGACACGCUCUACGCCGCCCUGCUCAUGGGGAAACUGGCCGAUGACCGCCCCGAGCCCACGGGAUCCAUCAAGGUCGCCGCCCGCCGCGUUCCGAGCGUCGUCGAACGCCCCAACCGCCGACGGGUAUCCAGCGGGUCGCUGACAGUGUUGGCACAACCUGGGGUUGGCGUGUCUGAUGGCCGCGUUACCACUGGGCCCCGGGAGCUCAUGCUCACCGACAUACACCGCGUGGACUAUGGCACCUUUGGCACCAUCUACAGGGCCUUCUUGCUCAAUGGCAAGAAGGUGGCCAUCAAGAAGGUGCUGCAACAUGCCAAUUAUCGGGUGAGUCUGCUGCGAGUCUCCUCUCCUCCGUCACACUCUUCUGGGAAUAAAGGAGGAAUACUUGCAAUUCAAACCGACUUUUUUCUGCAGAACCGAGAGCUGACAAUACUCAAGGAGCUGGACCACCCAAACAUAGUAACCCUCUAUUACUAUUUCUACACCAAGGGAGAGGAGCCAGGAUCUGAUUAUCUUCAUCUGGUCAUGGAGUUCUUCAACUCGAACCUUACAAGACUUCUGAAGCAGCACCGGGAGAAGAGGACCGCUAUUCCCAUGGUUCAAGUGAAGGUCAAUUGUAAAAACUUCAUCGCGUUAUUUCGGUGUUUGCAGUGCUUCAUGUACCAGAUGUUUCGCGGGCUGUAUUAUCUGCAUUAUCAAAACAUCGGACACAGGGACAUCAAGCCGCACAAUUUGCUGCUGGAUCUUCAGACGUGCGUGCUCAAGGUCUGCGAUUUCGGAUGCGCCAAGCACUUGAACGAAAGCGAAACCUCCAUCUCCUACAUCUGCUCCAGAUACUACCGCCCUCCAGAACUCUGCAUGGGCGCCACUCAAUACGGCGUCUCCAUCGAUAUGUGGAGCGCAGGAUGCGUGGUGGCGGAGAUGUUCCUUGGCGAGCCAAUCUUCCGGGGUUCUUCCCGCGAGGACCAGAUGGUGGAGAUCAUCAAGGUUCUUGGCACGCCAAACAAGGAACAAAUGCGAGAGAUGAAGGUUUACGAGCCGCCUUUCCGGCUUCCCAAAAUGGAACGCGUUUCAUGGACAAAGGUGUUCCGCCACGCACGAACACCGCCGCCGCGGGAAGGCUUGGAGGUGGUCAACCAGAUCUUGCGCUACACUCCGCCGCAUCGUCUGACUGCUUCGGCGACCCUGGGUCACUCCUUCUUCGCUGAACUUCGUCUGCCCGAAACAAGGUUGCCCAGUGGAAUGACUCUUCCGAAGUUAUUCAACUUCACAGAAGACGAGCUGACACACGACCCAGCGUUGGCAGAACUGGCCCUGGUUCCGGCACCAACACCACCAAACAACAACAGGACGGGCUCUUCCCUCGCUCUCUUCCGGCGUCUCUCGCACAGCGCUUCCGGAACGAAAUCCCGACGAAGUACAAACAAGUGACGCAGUCGUUAACCUGUCCUCUCUGUGUCCGGUACAAAAAGACGUUAAAGUUACCAAAAAAACGCAACAACGAACGCGCAAUAAAUAAACCAGGCUUCCAGAUCGACAAAAUAA
Messenger RNA from Notodromas monacha, 1752 nucleotides. Lineage: Eukaryota; Metazoa; Arthropoda; Ostracoda; Podocopida; Cyprididae. The record is from the annotation of a GenBank genome assembly.